This is a messenger RNA of Calliphora vicina (urban bluebottle blowfly), 3132 nucleotides long. RefSeq lists its product as uncharacterized. Gene Ontology annotation, biological process: DNA integration. Bases 1 to 3132 code for a protein of 1043 amino acids. NCBI's taxonomy places the organism in Eukaryota, Metazoa, Arthropoda, Insecta, Diptera, Calliphoridae. The transcript has 3 exons. Gene Ontology annotation, molecular function: nucleic acid binding. The record is from RefSeq and is a predicted model, not a curated record.
AUGAAGGAGAUGAUGCGUCAAUAUUUCGAGGUCGAAUCGUGUAUGGUAAAACUUAAUGUCAAACCUGUUAAGCCUGAAAGUGAGAUAAGAGCCUUAAAUAUUUUGAAGUCGACAACAAAAUUUUGUGAUGGCCGUUAUGAGUGUGGACUUUUAUGGAAAAAUGAUACUCAGUCACUGCCUGAUAGUUAUGCUCAAUCUUUAAGACGUCUUUGUAUGAUUGAGAAAAAAUUUGGUAUAGACCCACAAUUUGAAAUUAAAUAUAGAACAAAAAUGCAGCAUCUUUUUGAAAAAGGAUAUGCACGACGACUUAGUCCCACAGAGGAGAAAACUACUUUACCCAAAACGUUCUUUUUACCACACUUCGCAGUUUUUAAUCCCGUUAAGGAUAGUUUGGUAUUUGAUGCAGCGGCGAAGAUUGACGGUGUUUCUUUAAAUGAUUUUCUGUUACCAGGUCCAGACCUAAACCAACCAUUAACCAGUGUUUUGUUUAAAUUUCGAGAACACCCUAUUGCAGUUUGUGGUGACAAAGGAAAUGUUCUUGCAGGUGGCAAUUCAGAAAGAAGACCAAGAAUCCCAACCCCCAGAGCCGUAGAAGCCAUAAUUAAACAUCACUAUGUAGACGAUUAUGCAGAUUGCUUUGCGUCUGCAAAUGAAGCUCUGAAUAUGGUUAACGACGUUAUAAAAAUACACAAUGCAGCAGGGUUUGAAAUGCAUAAGUUAGUAUCCAACUCAAAAGAAAUUAACGCGUACUUUGGUAACCAUACCGUAGAUAAUAUUAACGUGACAUCUGGUAACAUUGAAAAUAUUUUGGGAAUGCAGUGGUCAGCUGUUAAGGAUGAAUUUGUUUUUGAUAUUAAAUUUAAACGAGUUUCUGCCGAUAUUAUUGAAAACAAACGCACACCUACAAAAAGAGAAGUUUUAAGACUUAUUAUGUCCGUUUUCGAUCCAUUUGGGUUUUUAAGUAAUUUUACUAUUACGGGAAAAAUAUUCAUGCAGUCGCUAUGGAGAUGUGGCUUGGAAUGGGACGAGGAAAUACCAGAGGCUUUACGUGAUCGUUGGAAAUCUUGGACUACAGGGUUGAAAAAGGUAAGGGAAUUUAGCAUUCCAAGAUGUUAUUUUUAUAAUUUGUGUGACCAAAACAUAACUUUACAUUUAUUUUGUGAUGCAAGUGAAAAAGCAAUGGCUACAGUGGCGUAUUGGAGAUACGAUACUUCCGAUGGACCCAACUUUCAUUCGUAUCUGGUAAAACCAACUGUGCACCUACUAAGUUCAUGUCUAUCCCGAGGCUGGAGUUGCAAGCGGCUUACGGUCAUAAAAUGGCUAAAGUCUGAACACCGCCGCUACAAACAGUUUGUCGCUAAUAGAGUAGCUGAAAUUUUGGAAUCAUCAGAAGAAAAGCAGUGGCGUUGGGUGCCUGGUGAAAUGAAUCCAGCUGAUGACGGCACUCGGCCGAGUUUACAGUAUGACCCUGAUAACCGAUGGAAAAAUGGUCCUGAAUUUGUAUGUCGACCCUCUGAAUUGUGGCCCUCCAAUUGUAAACCGCUAGAUGCUUCUAAUGAUGAGGAAGAACUUCGUAGCACCCAUUAUGCAUUUUCCACACGUGUCGUAAAUAUUAUAUUCGAUGUGAAACGUUUCUCAAAAUACAAAAAGUUUAUAAGACACAUUGGACGGAUUUUUCGUUAUCUAAACAAUUUAAAGUUAAAAUAUAAAAAACUAACUUUAAUGAGUGGUGACUUAACAGUUGAGGAAGAAGAUCAAGCUGAACGUUAUAUAAUUCGGUCAAUACAACAAACAGAAUUUGCCGACGAGUAUUCUUCUCUGUCAAGAAAUGAACCCAUAUCGCCAAAAAGUUCCAUAAUAACGCUCAAUCCUUAUAUCGACGAAUUUGACAUUCUUAGAUGUGGUGGAAGAAUAGACAAUGCUCCAUUUAUAUCACCCUUUACGAAAAGGCCGUACAUUCUUCCAAACGACAAUCGAGUAACACAUCUAUUAGUUCAGUGGUAUCACCAACGACAAAAACACAUCAACGAUGGCACUGUGAUAUGUGAAAUACGUCUGAAAUAUUGGAUUCCGUCUAUACGAGUUAUUUUAAAUAAAUAUAAAUGCAAACCAUGCCAACCCAUUAUGGGUCCCCUACCUAAAGAUCGUUUAAGUGCCUUUGUUCGACCAUUCUCUUAUACGGGAUUGGAUUACUUUGGUCCAGUGUUAGUUUCUGUCCGCCGUAGCCAAGAGAAGCGGUGGGUAGCGUUAUUUACGUGUUUAACAACCCGUGCCGUCCACUUAGAGGUGGCAAUGAACUUGUCGAGUGAUUCGUGCCUACUUUGUAUCAGAAAUUUUAUAAAUCGGCGGGGAGUACCUGUUUUAAUUAGAAGUGACAAUGGCACUAAUUUUGUUGGUAUCACGAAAGAGCUUGGAUGUGAAGAAAAUUUCAUCGAUCACAAAAAAAUAGACGCUGAUUUAAAACCCCUUGGCAUUAAAUGGAAGUUCAACACCCCCUCUGACCCUAGUGCUGGUGGUUGUUGGGAACGACUUGUGCAGUCCGUGAAAAAGGCCCUAUAUGCCACUUUAAAAGAACAAACUGUACGCCCAGAAACGCUAUACAGCCUAUUAGUUGAAUGUGAAAACAUAGUGAACUGUAGACCACUAACACAUUUGCCAGUCACACCAGAUGAACCAGAACCGUUGACUCCGAAUCACUUUUUAUUGGGAUGUUCCAAUCCAACGCAGACUCCGGGACCCUUUAAUCCAAAAUAUUGCUCCUUAAGAAAACAGUGGAGAAAUUUGCAAAAUUUAAAAAAUUGUUUGUGGAAACGUUGGGUGUUGGAGUAUCUUCCCGAUUUAACACGUAAAACAAAAUGGUGUCGAUCUACAAAGCCCUUAGCAACGGGAUCGUUGGUCCUUAUUUGUGAAACCGAUCAAGCCAGGUCAAAAUGGAGAAGAGGACGCAUCCACAAAUUAUUUGUUGGUAAAGAUGGGGUAGCAAGACUUGCCGAAGUAAAUACUGCCAAUGGACUGUUGCGCCGUCCCGUUUCAAAACUGGACGUAUUAGACGUGGAUAAUGUUGGUGAAUUAGACAUUAUGGGGUCCAUUCACGGGGGCGGGGAUGUUGAUGACGCCGAUAAAACGGUUUAA